Molecule: messenger RNA, 2136 nt
Organism: Mesorhabditis spiculigera
Lineage: Eukaryota; Metazoa; Nematoda; Chromadorea; Rhabditida; Rhabditidae
Source: the annotation of a GenBank genome assembly
AUGGAGGAACCAGCAGUUCGUGCUCCGCCCCCGCAACUCAAUUUCGACGAUGAUGAGGGCUUGCUGCUGCCUCCUGCUCUGCCUCGAAUGAUCCCAGCACGCGCAGCCACGCCACCUCGGCAUCGUGCUCCGCCCCCGCAACUCAAUUUCGACGAUGAUGAGGGCUUGCUGCUGCCUCCUGCUCUGCCUCGAAUGAUCCCAGCACGCGCAGCCACGCCACCUCGUCAUCGCCAACAACGCCCUCUCACUGAGCCGACCACCAACCCGACCAUUCUUCGCCUAUCACGGCCGAAAAACCAAAUCGCAGAAAAAGGUGAGGCCCUACGAAUGGCUCGAGCUCAACACGGUGCUCAAUUACUGGCAAACAAACCGAAAAAGUUCUUCGACAGCACCCGACUGAGCGACCGUGUCUACUACGAAGGGCUGAGCUGUGGCAUUUUGAAGAACAUUGGGACGCGCGUAAUAUGGGAUCGGGAGCGCGAGAAGGAGGGCAAGAAAAAAGAAUUGGAUGUGUGCGAGACGGAAAAGACUGAAGAUUGUGACCAGAAAAAACCGUCAGCCGUCACUCGCGCUGAUCAAGUGUCUCUGGUGGCAGAUACGGCAAGCACAUCGACAAUCUCGAGCCCUUCCGCCCACAGCACCAGCUCAUACGAUGUGUUGAAGGAAGUCAAGAACAAACCCAACCAGCCCACUGACAUUCAAGAGAUUCGCAAUGCCAACAUCAAAGAGCCGUCGAAUCCGAAAGAGGAUGCCACCAACUGGCCGUUCCCGUUGAAAAAUGUCGACUACUUCCAUGGCUACAUGCCGAUUGGAAUCGUUCGCCGGCAGCUGGUUGAACAAGGCCAAUUCGUCUCCUACAUCACCAACGUCAACAAGCAAGAGUGCACGGUUGUCUCGGUGUUGCACGACAAUUUGAUGUGGAACUAUCUGGUGCACACGACAAAGAAUGGAAGAUACUAUGUGAAUGAUGCAUAUGUGGCGCUGUCGGUUCCGUCGUUGGUGGAUGUGCUGAAGACGACCAAGACAAUGUUGGAGCCGGGUGGACCCGUUUUGGAGAAGCCAGUUCCUCGACCGCCUUGGAUUUGGGAUUCGACGAAAGUGAACCCAGGAAAAGUGAUUGGCAGGGGCGCUUUUGGAGAGGUUUAUGAUGGAACGUUUGGAGACAGCAAGUGCGCGAUCAAAGUGAUGGCCACUCCGGGAGCGACCGAUGGUUCUUCGACGCUUGGCACUGUUCCCUCCACCCCCGAUGGCAAUAACAACAAGAAAAAGAAAUCAAAGACGGAAAAGGGCAAGGAGAAGAAGGUCGACCCGGCCAUUGGCGACAAAAUGAUGUUCAUCAACGAGGCCGUGUUCUUGGCCACUCUGGAGCACAAAUCGGUGAUCGCGAUGUUUGGAUUGGCUUGCCUUGAGAAUCCGAUCAUGAUUGUCAUGGAACUUGCCACCGGCAGCUCUCUUCUGAAAUUCAUGCGGAAAAGUAAGGUGCCGAUUAAGCAGAAGCGGAUCUUUGUCCUCCAAAUUCUCUCCGGCAUGGCAUAUCUCGAGAAGAAUUUGCUGAUCCAUCGUGAUUUGGCGGCUCGAAACGUGUUGCUGGACGAUAAGAUGCGAUGCAAGAUCAGUGAUUUUGGCAUCUCGUGCUACACCGACGCCCCUGGCAAGGAGGUCAAAGGGAACAAGCAGUUAAAGCUGGCCAUCCGCUGGCUGUCCCCUGAAGCGAUCGAACAGGGCAUUUUCUCGACCAAAUCUGAUGUGUGGGCAUUUGGUGUGGUGGCCUAUGAAGUGUUUUCGGAUGGAGCCGUCCCCUACAAUCACGUCAAGACACUUCGCGAGGUGAAGGUGGGCAUCGUCUCGGGCAAGGUGAAGCUGCAGCCGACGCCUUGUAUGGGACAACGUGAUUCGGAGAUGAUGGCCAACUGUUUCAUCGAUGAUCGCAGCGCCCGGCCGACGUUUAACGAUUUGAAGAAGCGUUUCAAGCCAAAAUCAUGGGGAUCGCGAGUGUACGAGAUGAAGGACGCGCUGUUGAAGGGAACCAAGCCAACCACUUCGCUGAUGGAAAAGCCGGGGAAUGGACAGCAGCGGAAUGUGCCCGCCAUCUCGCAGUUCUUCGACAGCGAUCGGAACCGGAAGAAUCGGAAGAAA